CGCUUGCUUGUCUUUCCGAUGGCAAACGGCAGGGGCUCAUCCACUCCAAGCGGCCUCUCCGUCGUUCCCUCCGCCAUCCGGACGAGGGCGCCAUUCCCGCUGACCCUCUCUUCAGCCUGGGAGACUACAGGACGCGGCUUCCGGCCUCUCCGUCUCUGCCGCCUCCUCCAUUCUUGUCGUCCUCAGCCUUUGCCUGCAGCAGCAGCCGUCGCCGCGGAGCGGGCCUGGGAUGCCAAGAUGGCGGCGGCGGUGUCGGUCUUCCCCGGCGUGCGGCUCCUGACCAUUGGCGAUGCCAACGGCGAGAUCCAGCGACACCAGGAACAGCAAGCGCUCCGCCUUGAGGCGCGCACUGGGCCCGACGCUGCCUGCCUCGCUCUCUACAGCCAAGAUGAUGUUUGUGUGUUCAAGUGUUCUGUGUCAAAGGAGACAGAGUGCAGUCGAGUGGGCAAGCAAUCCUUCAUUAUCACGCUGGGAUGUAACAGUGUCCUUAUACAAUUUGCUACACCAAGUGACUUCUGCUCAUUUUAUAAUAUCUUGAAAAACUGCCGGGGCCACAACAUCGAGCAGUCUGUGUUCAGUGAGCGCACAGAAGAAUCUUCUGCUGUGCAGUAUUUUCAGUUUUAUGGAUACUUAUCCCAGCAGCAAAAUAUGAUGCAGGAUUAUGUCAGAACAGGCACAUACCAGCGCGCAAUCCUGCAGAACCACAGUGACUUUAAAGAUAAGAUUGUAUUAGAUGUUGGCUGUGGUUCUGGCAUCCUGUCAUUUUUUGCAGCACAGGCUGGAGCAAGGAAAAUCUAUGCAGUGGAAGCCAGCACAAUGGCUCAACAUGCAGAGGUUUUAGUAAAGAGUAACAACCUCACUGACCGGAUUGUGGUCAUUCCUGGGAAGGUAGAGGAGGUCUCACUUCCAGAACAGGUGGACAUCAUUAUCUCGGAGCCGAUGGGGUACAUGCUUUUCAAUGAACGUAUGCUGGAGAGUUACCUGCAUGCCAAGAAGUAUUUAAAGCCCAGUGGAAAUAUGUUUCCAACAAUUGGGGAUGUCCACUUAGCACCAUUCACAGAUGAGCAGUUGUACAUGGAACAAUUCACAAAAGCCAACUUUUGGUAUCAGCCAUCCUUCCAUGGAGUAGACUUGUCAGCACUUCGGGGUGCAGCAGUAGAUGAAUAUUUCAGGCAGCCUGUUGUGGACACCUUUGAUAUCAGGAUUCUAAUGGCCAAAUCUGUGAAAUACACAGUGAACUUCUUAGAUGCCAAAGAAGCGGAUUUGCACAGGAUAGAAAUCCCAUUCAAAUUCCACAUGCUGCAUUCAGGUCUAGUCCAUGGGUUGGCUUUCUGGUUUGAUGUAGCCUUCAUCGGUUCAAUAAUGACCGUUUGGCUUUCAACUGCUCCCACAGAGCCCCUCACCCAUUGGUACCAAGUUCGGUGCCUCUUUCAGUCUCCACUUUUUGCUAAGGCUGGUGACACCCUCUCAGGGACAUGCCUGCUCAUCGCAAAUAAGAGGCAGAGUUAUGACAUCAGUAUUGUUGCUCAAGUGGAUCAGACAGGCUCUAAGUCCAGCAACCUCCUUGACCUGAAAAACCCAUUUUUCAGGUACACAGGUACAACUCCUUCACCUCCACCAGGCUCGCACUACACAUCUCCUUCAGAGAACAUGUGGAACACAGGUGGCGCCUACAACAUGAGCACAGGGAUGGCUGUUGCUGGGAUGCCCACAGCCUAUGAUCUCAGCAGCGUGAUUGCUGGUGGCACCAAUGUUGGCCACAACAACCUUAUUCCUCUAGCAGCCAACACUGGGAUUGUAAAUCACACUCAUUCCCGGAUGGGAUCCAUCAUGAGCACAGGGAUUGUCCAAGGCUCAUCUAGUGGUCAAAGUGGAGGAACAUCAAGUGCUCACUACCCUGUCAACAGUCAGUUCACUAUGGGAGGCCCCGCCAUUUCCAUGGCAUCCCCCAUGUCCAUCACCACCAACACAAUGCAUUAUGGGAGCUAAGAGACCCACACCCGAUCCUCUGAACUGACAACACCAGGAAACCAAAUGAAGAAAAAGUUCCACCCCCCUGCCUUUCUGCCCCUCAGUUUGGCAGUUGCUUCUCUGGAUCUCUUCUAUUCCCCUUUCCCCCAGAGAAAAAUUAGGCUCACCAGAAAUGUACGAUAGAAGACGCCCCCACUUGUUCUUUGAUAGCAGACUUGUACACUUUUUUUUAUGAAAUGUUGGAAACUUCAACUUGCUCAACCGUGACUGAGUUCCUGCGCUCACUGUGUCUUACAACCAAUCAUGUUGCUAACAGUGUCACUCUUCAAUCGUCCAUGACUAAUCGACAUUAGACAAAGGCUAUAGAGCAACACUGCAACAGGGCCUUUAGCAGUACUGUGGGCAGCCCAGCAGCUGUGCUUAGUAACCUGAGCCUUCAUCUCUGUUCCCAGUAUUUUGAAUAAAGGGGCUGCAGCUGGCUGUAGAAUGGGCGCAGAUGAAAAUCCAGCUACGCAUCCUUCGUCCACAUGUUGAUUCUUCACUUGGCCUACCCUCUGGGCUAAUGUUUGCUGCUUUGCUAAGACUUAAGGGAGGUGUUUUCCUCCUCUUGUGAGGGAAUAGCAAUGCCCAGGCUCUCCUGGCUGCGUGAGGCGCUCCAGCAUUUCACUGCUAUAGUUCUUGGGCCUUGGAAGAACAUUUGAGACGAGAUGAACUGUUGUGCCACGAGUAUCUUAUCAGCCGGUCUGAUGAUUGCCUGUCUCUGGGGAAAUCUUGAUGUAGCAUCAAAGGGUUAAAAAAUUUAAAACAUGAAUGUACCAAAAAAGGUUGCUGGCUGAAAGUGAACAGUUUUUGUAUCAGUUUCGUUGCUCAGAUCACCUUGUUGGCUACGCCCAUUUCUGGCCCGUUUGUCUACAUUGUGUUCUCUAGUCCCUCUUUCUCUUCAGUUGGGCAGGCAGUGGACACUGGGUGCCAAGUGGCUUAGUGUAUAGGCUUGCCUGCUCCCUGUAGUAGCCACCAGGGACUCUAGAGUAGAUGGUUCUGGCAUCUGUUAUAAAAGCCUCUUUGUAGUCUUUGUAUGUGUAACCUGUAACCAUUUAUGGUAUUUUUUCCUUUCGAAGAGCCACUAGUUGGUGAACUUGAAAGGACUUGGCAGGGACCCAUUUUAUGGAGGAAAAAAUGUGUUUUACUUAAGCCAUUUCCUUUGGCUCCCAACGGGGGUUUGGUGGGCUGAAUUGGGGGGGAUGGGUAUUGCGCAUAAGCUCAUUAGUGGCUGAAUUGUGAGAUCUACACAGUCAAUUGUUAGGUCUGGCUGAUUUUGUGACUAUUGAAUAAAACUGGGAGGGUUUUGAA
Messenger RNA from Rhineura floridana, 3321 nucleotides. It is a transcript of the gene CARM1, whose product is annotated as coactivator associated arginine methyltransferase 1. The transcript has 16 exons. Bases 19 to 1989 code for a protein of 656 amino acids. NCBI's taxonomy places the organism in Eukaryota, Metazoa, Chordata, Lepidosauria, Squamata, Rhineuridae. Gene Ontology annotation, molecular function: protein-arginine N-methyltransferase activity. The record is from RefSeq and is a predicted model, not a curated record. Gene Ontology annotation, biological process: peptidyl-arginine methylation.